AUGAAUCUCCCUAAGGUUCCUCCCGGUGGUGUUUGGGCUCCCGCAGUUACUUUCUUCGACCACGCAACAGACUCUCUGGACACGGAUUCCCAAGCUACAUAUUACGCAUACCUCUCGAAAUCGGGUUUAACUGGGCUAGUCGUGCUCGGAACCAACUCUGAGACCUUUCUCCUCACCCGCGAGGAGCGCAAGACUCUCCUCAAAACCGCCCGGAAAGCAUGUGGGCCUUCAUAUCCCAUCAUGGCUGGAGUGAGCGGCCAUUCGACCAAGCAAGUCUUGGAAUUUAUUGCGGAUGCGGCUGAUGCCGGUGCCAACUACGCGCUGCUUCUACCGCCAGCAUCACCCGCCUGGCAGCCGAGUUUCAACCUGAACAGUUUGCCACGUUUGGAGGACAGUCGGAUUUUCUGA
Aspergillus terreus NIH2624 is the source of this 408-nucleotide messenger RNA. RefSeq names its product dihydrodipicolinate synthase family protein. The coding region runs from base 1 to 408 and encodes 135 amino acids. Gene Ontology annotation, molecular function: 4-hydroxy-tetrahydrodipicolinate synthase activity. The transcript is spliced from 2 exons. The record is from RefSeq and is a predicted model, not a curated record. NCBI's taxonomy places the organism in Eukaryota, Fungi, Ascomycota, Eurotiomycetes, Eurotiales, Aspergillaceae.